Stylophora pistillata is the source of this 1136-nucleotide messenger RNA. RefSeq lists its product as uncharacterized. Gene Ontology annotation, biological process: N-terminal peptidyl-methionine acetylation. NCBI's taxonomy places the organism in Eukaryota, Metazoa, Cnidaria, Anthozoa, Scleractinia, Pocilloporidae. Gene Ontology annotation, molecular function: protein-N-terminal amino-acid acetyltransferase activity. Gene Ontology annotation, cellular component: NatC complex. The record is from RefSeq and is a predicted model, not a curated record.
AGUUCAAUAUGGCGGCGGUUUCCCGUUUUGAGGAACUUGUCCUCGAAACGUCACGUUUUCCACUGUGGUGACAUUUCCCCGUAAAAGCUUACAUUUGUAGUGGGAAGCUGUAUCCUACCUGAUUUUUACGGUUGAUUUUAACCUCAGUUCCUCGCAAUGGAGUCCACAGCUGCGGAGAGUCAGAAGGGAGAUAGAGACGUGAUUCUGAACGGCGAGUGUUCAACGUCCCUACAUGAAAAAGAGGAAAUUAACAAGCCUGAACAGCCACAGAAAUUAUGCAGUGCAAAUAAAUUUACAGAUCUUAACGGCUUAACGAUCCACACUCAAUCGCGUCCAAGUACAUCAACGAAUGAAAAUCAUUUAACCUCCGGUCAUAGUGAUCUGUUAGAAUACGACCCGUCAACUUCAGAAGAGAAGAAUCCCACGGAACAGGCCGAACUUGAAGAUCCUUGUGAAAAAAGUACAAAUUUAACUUAUGUUAGUUACGAGUCUGAACUUCAAAUGGAGGCAAUUAUGGCUCUCAUAACAAAGGACCUUUCGGAGCCAUACUCAAUCUACACAUAUCGUUAUUUUAUACAUAACUGGCCCAACCUCUGUUUUUUGGCAAUGGAUGGUGACAACUGUGUUGGUGCCAUUGUGUGCAAGCUUGACAUGCACAAGAACAUGGUACGAAGAGGAUACAUUGCCAUGUUAGCUGUUGAGAAGGAAUACAGACGGCAAAAAAUAGGUUCAAAUCUUGUGGUAAGAGCAAUCAAGGCAAUGCAAGAAGAUAGCUGCGAUGAGGUUGUACUCGAGACUGAGGUAACCAACACAGCAGCUCUGCGACUUUACGAGAACCUGGGAUUUGUCCGUGACAAAAGGUUGUUUAGGUAUUAUCUUAAUGGUGUUGAUGCACUGAGACUGAAGUUGUGGCUAAGAUGAAGUAGAUAUCUGAAUUUUUUACUGUUUGAAUUUAUUUUUUUGUUUUGUUUUGUUUGGACUGUAUUCAGUCAAAGUCUGUCUGUUUUGUAAGUAAAAUGUCAGGCUAGCAGCCAUGUAAAAAAUAAAUCAAUGGCAGUAUGUUUGGAAGAUUCCAAAUGUAAUAAUUUGUGAAAUGUUCCUACUGAAAUAAACAUCAAUGAAAUGUUAUUAUUUUA